Messenger RNA from Dama dama (fallow deer), 1673 nucleotides. RefSeq names its product LYR motif containing 4 (gene LYRM4). NCBI's taxonomy places the organism in Eukaryota, Metazoa, Chordata, Mammalia, Artiodactyla, Cervidae. The coding region runs from base 409 to 897 and encodes 162 amino acids. Gene Ontology annotation, cellular component: mitochondrion; L-cysteine desulfurase complex. The transcript is spliced from 3 exons. Gene Ontology annotation, biological process: iron-sulfur cluster assembly. The record is from RefSeq and is a predicted model, not a curated record.
ACGCUUGCUCUCCGCUGCGAGGAAGCGCGGCCCGCGGCCCGCCGUCCGGCCCUCGGCCGAUCCGCGCGCUCCGAGGGCGGCUGCCUCGCGGGACCCCGGGGCGGGGGCGGCCGCCAGGAACGCCCCGCAGGCGCCGCCCCCUUAGCUGUCCGAAGCCCGCCUGCGCCGCGGCGCGCGGCCCGAGCCCCCCUGAGGCGGAGACCCCUCAGCCGGGGCGCGCAGCCAGAGCCUCCCCUCAGCCGGGGCGCGCCUGAGCCCGAGCCCCCGUGAGGCGGGGUGUGGGCCGCGCCCGGCGCGCAGCGCCGCGGCCACGUCCCGCCCGCGCUUCCCGCGGCGGCGGCGGUUUCGCGGGUCGAGUUUAAACUCGGGGCCUCGGCGGAGAGGACCCCCCUGCGUGCUGCGGUCAAGAUGGCGGCGUCCAGCCGCGCGCAGGUGCUGGACCUGUACCGCGCGAUGCUGCGGGAGAGCAAGCGCUUCGGCGCCUACAAUUACCGAACUUACGCCAUCAGGAGGAUAAGAGACGCCUUCAGAGAAAACAAGAAUGUGAAGGAUCCUGUAGAAAUUCAAGCCCUGGUGAAUAAAGCCAAAAGAGACCUGGGCAUAAUCCGUCGGCAGUGUUUUAAGAUCAUAACUCCAGACCAUGCUGCCCUUUUCCUGAGGACGCCGUUGCUGGCGAUGAGCCUGAGUUUUGUCGCCGCGUGGCAGUGUGUCUGCAGGUGUGAAGCGUGGCCGCGUUGCCCCGACCCCACAAGGACCCGGAGAGGGUUUUGUUUGCUCUUGCGGAAGAGCCAGCUGUCGCCUUGGCCUCUCGCUCUGCUCUUCUCACGAGGUGGACGGGGCCUCUGCCACAGCCUGGCCUCCGGGUGGGGCGACGUGUCCUUGUCUCUGGAGAGUUAAUCAGGGUGCCAAAGGCGGAGCGGCCUGCUGCCCGCUGGUUUUCUCACCCUCUGAAAAGUCCUCCUUUCCGCUCUUUUUCUCUAAUUCAGCACUGGUCACACCGUAAGCUCCACUUUGCCUCCCCUUGUUUAUCGUUCGUCCUCUCAGGGAGUUUGUUUAGCUGCGGAAGGACACCCUUACAUUUUCCCAAGACCCAUGAGUGUGUUAGAGGGGCUCCUUCAGCGUCGUCAGGAGAUCCCAGCAUGGCUGACAUGAUGUCAUAUCGUGACUUGUGACAUGUGUAUCGGGAUAUAUAUUUAUAUCUCUGACCCUUCUUCAUGCUUGACUCGAAACCAUUCAUAAAAGAAGCAGUAUUAAAAGCUGGUUUUCAUCUUAUGUCAAAGUUAAUAGUCUUGUUAUGUUGCCUGCAUCAUAGAACAAUCCCUUCUAUAAUAACUUUUCAGAUUCUGACAGCUCUUCUUGAGUUCUGCAGUUAUCUAGGAGUAGAAUAACUCGGCCAUUUCUAAGAAAUGAUCUUUAACUAAAGGCAUGAAGAGAUAAUGGGAUCGUCAGAAAAAGAAGCUGGUCUGCAGAUUUCCAAGGAUUCCAAUAGUGGCAGAGAAGUGAGUUGCCCUUUUGAAAACUCUAGAAGGAUGGCCUGCACCAGGCUUCAGUGGGGGAGUUUUACAGGACCCGUUAGUACCCGGACUUGGGAAAACAAGCAGCCUGCAUGUUUAUUUUGCAUAAAUUCAGGAAGAUGCAGUUUUUGGCAUUUUCCCACACAGAGGUUGGCAAGC